UUUUUUUUCUUCUUUUUUUGGUAGUUUUUCCUCCUCUCGCGAAGUGAUCGAGUCGGCGAUGUUGAUUGUUCGAUGUAAAACACUGCCGUUAUGACACGGCUGUUGUAAGCUCCGGGGAGAAGUAAUAAGAAGGUUGGAGUAAUUGUUAAAGCCCGAAAGUGUGGAACGAAACUUAAAUUAUAAACAUGGUGGUAUAAUCGAAACCGCAGUGAAAUGAAAUCGUCGAGUUACACUGAUCGGUGAUAAAUAUUUAUCCCGUUUGUUUUCGAGUGUCACCGAAUUCGUGCCUCGUGUACGACAAUAGAAUGAGUGAAGUUUUAAUUACGAGCCUUUAUAUUAAUACGAAUUAAAAUAAAAACGUGGUGCAGGGGUGUUGAAAUUUAUUAAUUCCUGAUAUCGAUUCGUCGAUAAAACAAGCUGCUCCGAAUACAACGCAAAAGGUGGUCGUGUUUGGCAGCGAGCCUUUGAGAGAAGGAUAAUAAUAAUUCGUGCGUGUGUGCGUUUGCGCGCGGGUGUGGGCGGGUGUGUGCGUGUUCAAACACCUCACCUGUUAACCGCGCAGCGGCGUUUCAUUCACAAUAGCAGAGAUAAUCCCCGAGAUAUUACCCGGGCACUUUUGUCUAUAAGCAACCUUCAAACGGUGUAUAAACAAGAGAAAAGUUUGAAUCUAAUCCCGUUGUGUGCGAAGCGAGUGAAGUGAGCGAGUGAGGAGUUUAAGUGCGACGCUCCUCCUCCCCCCCCCCUCUUAAAUCCUCCGGGGGGCCACUAAUUCCAGACGCGACUCGACCGACCUUAGAAACAAAUAACAGACGCCUUUGUACGGACAACCAGGGGAUAUAGAUCCUCCGGUAUUUGUCUCAUCUCUCGGCUCACGGCGAACGUGACGUUAACUUAUCGCUCCGAGAUGAGGAAUAUUUAAGAAAGUGGAAAGCUUUCGGUGAAUAAAUUGAAUUACUCGCCGUAUUCGUUCUUCGAUCGCGAUUGACGAUGUAAAACAGUACUGUCCGUUGUUCUAAACUAUAAUUUUAUUCCAAAGGUAGCCGAAAACCGAGACGAGGAGCGGAGUGGAGUGAAGUGGAGUGUUUCGAGUCCGAUUCUCGGGUAUCUCGGCCGGCGUUUUCGAAAGUAAUGCCGUGCCUUGGCGGGGUGGUUUUAGUGAUAUUUUAACGGUGUGGUUAAACGCUGAGCGGUACCCCAUCAUGAUCGCUACCUGGUGCUUCGCCGUCGAGCUGCUCCUGCUGAUGUGCCUGCAACACGUAACGACGGAUAAUUUGGGCACACUGAAGACCUACCAGCGGGCUGCAUGUGACGAAGAAACAAUGACGCUGAGAUGCCCUCCGGGAACAACGAUAUCAGUGACGCUGGCACAGUACGGAAGAGCAGGGGUGGCAAGUGUCAGUAAAUGUAGCACACCGAGUCCGCAGGCUGUAGAAAAGGAGCCGACUCACACCUGCCUUUGGCCCCAGGCACUGGAGUACUCCCUGUUGCAGACCGUCGUGGAAGCCUGUCAGAAGAAACGCCAGUGCAAAUUCAACACCAGCCCGGAAACAUUUCAGGGUGAUCCUUGCCCCGGUCUUCCGAAGUACAUCGAAAUCGCCUACAAGUGUCGGCCAUACGAAUUCAGAAGCAAGGUUGCCUGCGAGAACGACGCCGUGAACCUCGUCUGCAACCCGGGAAGCAGAGUAGCCAUUUACAGCGCAGCUUACGGCAGGACCCAGUACGAGUCUCUGCAGUGUCCACAGCCGCUCGGUGUGCCGGAUGAAACCUGCCUGAUGAGCCACGCUACGGAAAGGGUGAUGAACCUUUGCCAUGGGAAACGGAGGUGUCUACUUACCGCCGAUAGCCAGACCUUUGGAAAACCCUGCAGGCCGGAGAGCAAGGUCUACCUCAAGGUCGUCUACACUUGCGUUCCUCGGAAAGUGCUACGGGAGCAGUACGAGGGGGCGGUUGAACCCGACGAAACGGACCUUGUGAACGAGUUCGAGGAGGGUUACGACAGGGCAGAUUUUCGCGCGGAGUUCAGCCCGAGUCCGAACUUGGAGGGUCCCCAGCCUCAGCCGAGAGAUAACAGUACCCGGGAUGGACCGACCGUCAGUUCUUCACCGCCAAGGGCGAGAACCAACAACGACGUGGAUUCGCGAUUGAAGGUAACGAGCUCGGUCGGUACACACGAGAAAAAGCGCAAGCAUAGCCAUAACCAAAUGCCGACCGAGGACACCCCCGGAAUGAUGUUGGGGGACAGGGGCGGUAGUAGUAAGGCCGAGGAUGACUCUGUUUUUCCGACAAACUGCACGACAGUUAUCUACGCCAUUCCCGAGGAGGAACGCGUUGUCGUUGGCUAUCUCAAUGAGUGGAUCAAUGCCUACGCUUUCAUAUCAAAAAACCAGGAGAAAUUCUAUCUCUACAUAAUCGUUUCGGUAACGGCUGGAAUACUUCUAUUCCUCGGUCUGGUUAUCGGGCGAUUGUUGGUCAGCCGACAUCGCGCUAAAAGGGAGGCUAAAUUUCACGCCAACAACGACGCGUUGCCGAACGGAUUCACCGACGACAUCUCGGAGAUCGACGCCGACAUCGAUCUCACAACUCCCGUUGCCGUUCCGAUGCAGGACUCGAGGAUUCCUGAAACUCAGCUGGCCGAGCGUCUUCACGGCGAGCGUUACUACUCGGACGGCAGAAUCGGGUUGAUGGGGACGACGCCGAUUCACGCUACGAGUCAGCAGCAUCACCAGCAUCACGGGGGCGUAAGGAUCGACCUCGGUAAUCACAUGGUCGGCACCGACAGCCUCCACACGAUCCUUCGAUCGUCCGAAAACCCGAGAACGAUGAGCAACAAGAGCUACUACUACGGCUGACAAGAAGAGGGGGCAGCCCUCCGCGAGGGGAGGCCCCCCACGUUGAGUCCGGUACCGGAAGUUACCACUCGGAAGUACUGCUUCUAGGUAUACAGAAACGCACGCGCAUAUACAUAUAUAUAUAUAUAUAUAUAUAUAAUAUUAUAUAUAUUCGGUAAUUCGUUAUUCGAUCACUGUCAUCAACGUUGGUUCAAUUCUUGUUAUCCUCUUUUCACCACCUUCCUCUUCUUCCAAUGAUCACGCUUCCCUCCCUCCUCCCCCUUUCUUUGAUCUUACCGCGCGUAAUUACAACUGUAAAUAAUCGUCAGAUCCUUUGUCAUUGAUAUUGGAAGUCGUGUUUUUGUAGGCAAAGAUGUGUCAAGGCGCAUAAACAGCUGUUUAAAAAUUGCAUCCCGACUAGUUGGUUAGUUAGUCGGACUCUGAUCGUUCGAUCAUACCUCAAUUCACCGUUGUACCUGGUGGAAGAAAAUUCUUAGCUUCGUUUAAUUUUCUCGUAUUAUUUACUCUCGUUUCCCUGGGGAUAUUCUUAUGUAGAUUACACGGGUUUCCGGACUUCCACGCUUUAUAUUGAUCUUUCUUAUCGGCCAACCUAUGUAUUACUUACUUUCUCAAAUAAUAUGUACAACACGGACGUACACUUGCAUGUGAUAACUUUCCAGAGGAAAUGAGUUUAGCGAUCGAUUCUAUCUUGGUAUUUUUUGUUUUAUUUUUUUUUUGCUCUUUGUCGUAAAUUUUUUAUUUUCCCCUUGCGUUUGUACACAAAAUUGUAUGCGAGAACCGUUUUCUUUACCAUUGUUGCGCAGUUUUCCCCGAUCGAAUAUAUCGCAAAACGGCGGCAUUAGUAUAAUGAUAAAUACGCACUGUACGAUAAUCAUUCAACGUCUGUGACAAGCGACCUUUUACUUUGUCUUUCUUUUGUGUUUUCACACGCGCGCGGAGCUGAACGAGUAAAGAAAAAAGAAGAAAAAAAAAAAAAAAUCAAGCAUAAUUAUAGAAUUAUAUCAAUUUGUAAAUACAAUCGCGUAUAUGGUAAGUAUGUAUGCACAUAGACGUAUAUUACUCAGAAAUGUAUAUUAGGAUACAAUGUAAAUCCACAAAUGCGUGUCCGGAAUGUAAACAGAAUUCACGUACGAGAGUAGGAAAUUUAUUCCCGUAUUGAGAGUCGAGGGUGAUGAAAAAAGUUGUAAAAAAUAACUUUAACCGAUCUUGUGCCAUGAAUUUCUCUUUCGAUAGUUUAUAUAAAUUAGGUAGGUAAUUGUCUUUACUAUAACGAUGUAUUAUUAUUUCAAUAGGUAUACAUGUCACGCAUACAGUGGUGGGAUACAGAUCUGUCUAACGAUUGAUACGAAGUAUCAAAUAUCCUUGGACAUUUUUCAUGUUCUUCUUUUUCUUUCACCGAUAUAGCAAUCACUUUGUCACGGAUCUUGUAUCGUUCGACGUAAAGUUUUGCAUCGCUAAAGAAUCUUAUUACAGAGGCUAGAGAUUUGGAUUUAUCGCAAGUAACAAACCACAGCGAAUGAAACGAAAAGGAAGAAAAUUAGGGAAAUUGAUACGUAUUUAAAAAUGUUUCACCUACGGACUCCACGCAUGCGGAUAUUAUAACCAUUGUACGUGUAAGGUGGAAAAAUCGAUCGGAGAUGAACUCGAGGUACCAAAGAUAAUUAAGGUUGAAUCAACAAAGUAAGAAUAAUAAUAUUAACAAUAACAAUAAACAAUAAUAACAAGGGUUAACGGUAACGGUAAUAUAGAUAUUAAGAAGUAAUAUUAACUAUUCUUGUUGGAAUAUUUUCAACGGAGUGCCUGACAAUUUGAAUACACGUAUAAAAUAUUACUACACCUAUAUGUAUUAUGUAUAUAGAGCCGUAGGAUUCACGUCUGCGCGUAUCGUUAUCGAAAAUUUCCCAACGACCUUCGUAAAUUCAACAACAAUACCUAUAUAAAUAGAUGCAUACGUAUACAGACAAACGAAUCGAUAUCAGUUUAAUUGAGGAGGGAAAAUGGCGGGGUGUAUGAAACUCGUUGCGGGAAAACAAAUGUAACAAAUAUUGAGUUUUAAAGAGAGAUACGAAGAAAGUAAAUGAUCCUCGGCCAAUUUGAAGAUACUUGUACGGCGUAAGUAUUUGUAUUUCGUAUCGUAUGCAUGUUUAUUACGCGCGAUAUGCAUGUACAAAUACGUACCCGUACAACUGUACGCGUAAUGAUAACUUUGUUAGUAAUAAUCUUUUGUAUUAUAUGGGAGUAUGGAAAUUUAUCUAUGAUAAUAAUUAUCAUUACUAUUAUUAUUAUAAUUAUAAUGGUGAUAUUAUUAUUCCGUUGUACUACAAAUAAUUACACAAUUGAAUAUCGCGGCCGGAAGGCGAUACGGUGAAGUAAUAUCGCGUAUAAUAUACAAUGCGUAUGGUAUAAUUCACGAUUCCGAUAUAUUGCGACGAUGCGAUGGUGUUGCAAAUGUACGGCGUAUUAUUCUGUACACUUUUAUACCAUCGUCACGUCGGCGUGAAAUCGUACUUAAACGACGAAAACUCGGAGCAAGACGAAAAAAAAACAAGAAACUAAAAAAAAAAAAAAAAACAAAAAGAAAAAACAAACAAAAA
This is a messenger RNA of Neodiprion virginianus, 5443 nucleotides long. RefSeq names its product protein eva-1 homolog C-like. The record is from RefSeq and is a predicted model, not a curated record. The coding region runs from base 1200 to 2849 and encodes 549 amino acids. Gene Ontology annotation, molecular function: carbohydrate binding. The transcript has 9 exons. Lineage: Eukaryota; Metazoa; Arthropoda; Insecta; Hymenoptera; Diprionidae.